This is a messenger RNA of Postia placenta MAD-698-R-SB12, 630 nucleotides long. RefSeq lists its product as hypothetical. The record is from RefSeq and is a predicted model, not a curated record. The coding region runs from base 1 to 630 and encodes 209 amino acids. NCBI's taxonomy places the organism in Eukaryota, Fungi, Basidiomycota, Agaricomycetes, Polyporales, Adustoporiaceae. The transcript is spliced from 4 exons.
AUGCGUACCUUCUCUUUUGUCGCUUCUGCUCUGGCUGCUGCCUCUGUUGUGUUCGCUCAGAACAAUACCUACGUGAUUACCGUCGGACACAACACGACCAGUAACGCGAGCUUGGUCUUCCAGCCGCAGGAGGUGCAUGCUGUGGUCGGGGACACGGUCAUCUUCAACUUCACGCUGGGAAACCACACCGCGACACAGGCGACGUUUGCUGAGCCGUGUAUCCCUGCUCAUGAAGCUAACAUCACAAUCAACGGAUUCAACUCUGGAUUCCGUGACGCCGGCAAUGGCACUGCCAUCACGAUCUUGUCAGUUCCCAUCCUCCCGCAGAACGUGAACACUACGAUGUGGUUCUACGACUACAACACGUGUGGAGAGGGUGGUGUGGGCGUGAUCAACGCGAACGACAGUUCGACCCAGACACUGGAGGGUUUCGAGCGUAACGCGGUUCGUUUGAAUGGCACAGGCUCCCUGACGUCGUCGAGCGCGGCAUCUAGUGCGACCUCGCCGAGUGGUACCAGCGGCAGCGCGUCCAGCAGCAGCACCACAACCGGCAAGACCAGCGCGGCACAUCAUCUUGUUGUCGGCAGCCUAAGCGUGCUCCCGCUGAUCGCUGCUGCCCUCACCCUCUAA